AUGGCUUUCAGCCUCCUGUUGCUGGCUCAAGCUGCACCUUCAACCAGUGCAAGCCUGAACGCCAACGAACCCGCCCAAGCGGUUCCCCUCACCGUUGACCAACUGGACCACAACGCCAAGAUCCUCACCACCAUGGUCGAACUCAACGACUUGUCGGCCUUCUACGACGACAUGAUCAGAAUCGAGGACCUGAACAACACCCUGAUCGUCGUUACGGGCCCGGAACUACUCCACGUCGCAACCCUCGAGGGUCCUGUUGCCGAUGAGUUGAACCAGCGGCGCAUCUACAAGCCGUUCGCUGCUGGAGCCGGUGCGCACGAGGAUACCAGCGCGGUCGAGGGUGCGGAUCUUUCUGCGCAGAUCUGUGACGCCAGCUGUCUCUUCAGUUCUAGCCAGUGCAAGCAGAAUGGCUGCACCUUUUGCCUCGCCUUGUGGUGGGUGUAA
Messenger RNA from Anthostomella pinea, 444 nucleotides. Lineage: Eukaryota; Fungi; Ascomycota; Sordariomycetes; Xylariales; Xylariaceae. The record is from the annotation of a GenBank genome assembly.